Molecule: messenger RNA, 285 nt
Organism: Aureobasidium melanogenum CBS 110374
Lineage: Eukaryota; Fungi; Ascomycota; Dothideomycetes; Dothideales; Saccotheciaceae
Exons: 1
Molecular function (GO): zinc ion binding
Source: RefSeq, a predicted model, not a curated record
GUUACACCACUCGGCUCACUUGGAGCCUCAUCAGCAAGGGUCGACUGUCCUGUCUGCAAACAGACAACAUCAACAAGAACACAAAAAAAGGUCGGAGACAGAGCAUACAUCUGGGGCGCUGUCUUGUGUGUGCUGACCGGCUGCCUGUGCUGGAUCCCAUGUUGUAUGGAUGAGUGCAAAGAUACAGAGCAUACUUGUAGCAACUGCGGACGUCCUCUAGCCACGGCUGCCGCGAAUGGAGGUGUCAAGAUUGCGCCUAGUGCUGCGACUGUGCCAUCUCAAUAC